AUGACACUUCGCAUUCUCCUGCAAGUGAUGCUGGUCAACUCAGCACUUGGAUCCUACUGCCUGGAAGGUUUCACCUCGCCAGACUGCAACAAUUUGGAGGGGAUUCUUAGCAAACAGUUCGUCAAUUACUCGCGCUACGAGCGUCCGAAAUACCCACGUAACUGUUCCGGCCAUGGCGACAACGACACCUGCAAUGACGCUGUCUUUGUUGAGGUCAAUUUCUUCAUCAACGCCUUCAGCUCCAUCAGCAUCGUCGACAUGGACUAUCAGAUAGACUUGUUGCUGCGUCAGCGUUGGUACGAUCCGCGUCUCAAUGUUUCCGACAGGUAUAGUUACACCGACGCACCGAUCCACCUCUACAUGCGCGAUAUCUGGUUACCUGACCUCUUUUUCCGCAAUGCUAAAUCAGGCAAUGCACAGUCCAACGCCUCACCCAACACGCUCGCAUGGGUGAGCUCUAGUGGCAUGAUCACGUACAGUCAAAAGAUCAGCGUGUGUCUUUACUGCCACAUGCAGCUGUGGGAUUUCCCAAUGGACACGCAAUUUUGCUCCGCCAACAUCGGUAGCUAUGGUUACUCGACCAAGGACAUGGAAUUUCGUUGGUGGAAUCAAGACGGCUACGAUAUUGACGGGAGGAAGCGCAACGGAUCCGUCCUUAACACCGCGGUCACCUUCGGAGGCGAUCUCAGGCUGAAUGAAUUCGAUAUUUUAGCGCACAACUGCUCCUACUGCUACAAGGCGUACAACGCCACCGGCAACUUCACGUGCCUGAAUGUGGAGUUCAAGUUGGGCCGGAAGUUCGGCUUCUACAUGAUCUACGCCUACUUGCCGUCGUUGCUGGUGGUGCUCAUAGCGUGGAUGUCGUUCCUGAUCGACUGCGACGCGACCGCCGCGCGUACGUCGCUCGGACUUCUCACUGUGAUAUCGCUUAUUACUCAGAGCGCUGCAGUGCUGGCGCAGCUUCCACGGGUGUCCUACAUCAAGGCCAUCGACAUCUGGUUCUUCGUGUGCUUCUCGUUCGUGGUCAGCGCCCUGCUGGAAUUCGCGUUCGUCAACACAGCGGCCAGACAAGAGGCGAGAAAUCGCGGUUGGGUGCUGGGUGACACCUCGAUUGACGACCUCGCCACGCCAACGUCUGGAAACGAGAGCUCACAGUCGCCACGGCGACGUAGUCGUGCGCGCAAGAAGGUUUCGGUGCGUCUGACGAAAACCCUCCCCAUUUACUGUCUCACGGCGCGCCGUCUCGACCGACUGUUUGCCAUCUUCUAUCCUGUCUGCUUUGGCGUCUUCAACGUCAUCUAUUGGUCAAUCUACCUGGGCAAUGGAUCGAUUCCGGACGAUCGAUUUCGUCGAUAA
Mesocestoides corti is the source of this 1356-nucleotide messenger RNA. The record is from the annotation of a GenBank genome assembly. NCBI's taxonomy places the organism in Eukaryota, Metazoa, Platyhelminthes, Cestoda, Cyclophyllidea, Mesocestoididae.